CUCAUAUUUAGGUGGUAAUGGUAGCCCAUGAAAUUUAUGUAAUUUCAUGCAUAUACCAAGAAUCGUAACCGUUCCCUAGGAAUGCAUUUGUACACAAUAACACUAGAAACAGGAAUUACCAGAUCGGGUAAUUGGUAACGUGCCUGCAGUUCCAGUUGAAAUGCCAAUAAAAAAUGCUAAGCAGCCAGUUAGCAGGUACAUACAGCAAAAAACAAGAAGUCAAGGGCAUUGUUGAGGCGUUAAACUUUCAGUAGUAGGCAUCCAUGCAAUAUUCUCCUAGAAAAUAAUAAGAACACUCUUACGAUAUAGACAUAGAUAUUAUUUCUAAUUGAAUUAAAUUGUUUAUAGACAAGCCUACAUAAUAACCAUAUAAUUUACUUUCUAAUAAUUUUAAUUUGUGUAGUAAUAAUAGUACAGUGGAUAAUUAAUGAACAAUAAAGUGUUUCCUCUCAGGAAAAACCUCAGUUAAAGUAAUUUUCGUUUGACCAUAGUAGUUUUUUGGAGCCACUCAACUGAACAGGUGCAAGAAUUUGGACUUGUGAAAAUUCAUAGCAUCGGAUCGAGAAGCAUGGAAAAUAGCACGACUGCAUUUGAAGGAGAGGUGUGGCCCAUUGAUUACGAACACCCUCCAAAGGUUCAGCCUUAUUGGUUUGAAAAAGCAGAUAUUACAUGGUGGAAAACAUUUAUGGUACAAAACCCUAAUUUGGCUUGGUAUUCUACCGUUCUAUACCUUAUUACAAUCUUUGGACUCCAGGCCUUUAUGAAACACAGGGAUUCUAUGCGACUUAAGAAAACAUUGAUCGUUUGGAAUGCAUCAUUAGCUCUUUUUUCGACAGUUGGCUUCUAUCGUGUGGGGCAAGAGCUGCUGUACAAGUUUGGCAAACCUGAAGGCUAUUAUGGAACGGUUUGUCUGAGAGAAGGCCGCAAUUUUACGACAGACUUUUGGCUCCUAUUAUUCACUCUUUCUAAAUUCGUUGAGCUUGGCGACACAAUAUUUAUUGUUUUGCGAAAACAACAAUUGCAUGCACUUCAAUGGUACCACCAUGGAUUAGUUACAAUAGUGUCAUGGAAGCUGUUUCCUUGGGCUGAACCUAUCGUUGUGUACUAUGCGGUCAUCAAUUUCGGCAUCCAUUCGUUUAUGUACAGCUAUUUCGCUGUCAAAGGUUUAGGAUAUCGUGUUCCAGACUCACUUGCUAAGACCAUAACUACGCUUCAAAUUCUCCAGAUGGUGGCAAACACUUGGAACAAUUUAUAUACUAUUAUGAUUUCCCGACCCUGUAAUCGUCACCCUAGUUCAAUUCUUUGGAGUCUUAUCAUCUACAUUUCUCUUUGGGCGUUAUUUGUAAAGUUUUUCUUUAAACGGUAUUCUGGAACCAAAAGCAAAAUAAAUUAAAUGUUUUUUGCUAACCUUAGAAAAUCUAUUUAUAGUAAUUUCGCAUAUAUUUCAAUCGUGCACAACUGUAUUUACUUGAUGAUAUUUACAAAUAAAAUAAGGAACUCACUCAUACACAAA
Molecule: messenger RNA, 1513 nt
Organism: Folsomia candida
Lineage: Eukaryota; Metazoa; Arthropoda; Collembola; Entomobryomorpha; Isotomidae
Product: elongation of very long chain fatty acids protein 6
Exons: 7
Coding region: 569-1393 (274 amino acids)
Biological process (GO): fatty acid elongation, monounsaturated fatty acid; fatty acid elongation, polyunsaturated fatty acid; very long-chain fatty acid biosynthetic process
Cellular component (GO): endoplasmic reticulum membrane
Molecular function (GO): fatty acid elongase activity
Source: RefSeq, a predicted model, not a curated record